Messenger RNA from Trichobilharzia regenti, 1666 nucleotides. The record is from the annotation of a GenBank genome assembly. NCBI's taxonomy places the organism in Eukaryota, Metazoa, Platyhelminthes, Trematoda, Strigeidida, Schistosomatidae.
AUUUCCUUUAUGUUCUCAUUAUGUGAUAGACUGAGCAAAACAAAAGGAAUUUGUAUCAAAACAAAAGACAAAAGUAAUAACCAAAGUACAUAUAGAAAAAGUCAGUCUAUUGAUAACACUGAUUUCAAAACUACAGUUUCUACAUUUUUCCGCAUAGUUUUGUUUCACAUCUGGAAGUAUACCUAUUGGUCAAAUACUGUUAGUACUUAUAAAUUAAAAAAAAACGAGAAUAAAAUAAAUCUACAACAGCAUAAAGAUCACGACUAUUAACUUUCGUUUCUACUUCCUACCGUUUUCACCCUUACCAUAUACAUUCAGUUAUAACGCAGUCAAUUCACUUGAUUUCUUUUACUUCGUGUAUACUUGAAUUACAUACAACAAGAAUAAUAACAGCGAAGACAGUAAAUUAAUAAAGAAAAUCAUGUCACGUAAAUCAAUUAUUAAACAUUCGUGGAGUAGUUCAUUUCCAACUCUGAAUGAAUCUGAUUCUGAAAUAAGUGAACCAAUUUAUCAUACAUGUCGUGGAAAAUUAUUACUUCAAAAGAAACUGAAAUCGAGUAAAACACAUAAUCAAACGGAUGCAGAGAAACUGAUCGUGAAGAUGCGCAGUACUCAACCACAAGAACGUAUGAUUUAUGUUACCGAAAGUGGCUUACGUAUGAAAGUUUAUAAAAAGUUAACAAAAAAUUAUAAUCGUAUAUUUUUAUCAUAUCAACAAAUAGAAGGAAUAUUUUUAGUCCAAGAAUUAAAAAAUAUAAUAAUUUUGGGUAUUGUCAGUUCAGAUGGACAGAAACGUGCCUAUGAAUGCUUACAAAUAAAAGAAAAUGACGCCUUUGUUAAAUUACGUACACUACUUUUGAAAGCCUGCAAUGAUGAUAAUCGAAAAUUGGUUGGUGUUCGUCCAAUCGGUACUCUAUCUAUGGUUUCAUUAGACAACACAUCUUCAAGACGUGGAUCACUUGGUUCAGUUAUUUGGGCACAACAGGAUAAUGUGAGUGACAAGGAAAAUUUUCAAGAAAAUGAUAUUCUUCAAAAGGAUUUAGAGGAAAAUACAAAUGAUGUUCCAAGAGUUAUGCCAUCGGGUGGUAGUAGUGGGUCUGCACCCAAUAUCUCUUCAGGUAGUCCAACCGAUGAUGAAGAAGCUGACAACCAUAUGAAUAGUAAUGAUGAAUUGUAUGAUACAGAUGACAAUGACCUUGUUCAUUACCAUAAUGAUUCCAAUAAUGAUGUUAUGAAAGAAACAGCUAGUGUUCAAAGUGUUGCUUUGGAGAAAAUGGACAAUCUUAAUGAACCUUUACUUACUCCAAUAUUUCACGGGAACGAAGAAUCACCGGUGUUAUACUAUAGAACUGGUGGUCCAAAUACAUCUCUGGAUGAUAGUGAGGCAAUAACAGAUUUAUAUCCAACAUGUGACUGGCCAGCUGGAGUUACAUUUAUUCAUCCGGACCCCGUGUGUGGUGUCAAAAUUUCUCACAUAGGAUCUGUUUUCUUAUAUUGUGAAAGAGUUGUCAAGAAGGAUGAUGAUUACAGCGAUGACGAACACCAGUUGUAACUUUCUUAUUUAACAUUAACUAUUCCUUUAAAAAUUGUACUAAUUAGCUGUGCUAUUUUUGAAAAAAUUCAGGUGUGUAUGUCAGGAAUUUAAAGAAUAAUGGUUCUAAGUUAA